Messenger RNA from Miniopterus natalensis, 7859 nucleotides. RefSeq names its product neural cell adhesion molecule 2 (gene NCAM2). The record is from RefSeq and is a predicted model, not a curated record. Gene Ontology annotation, cellular component: neuron projection; membrane. Gene Ontology annotation, biological process: cell adhesion. NCBI's taxonomy places the organism in Eukaryota, Metazoa, Chordata, Mammalia, Chiroptera, Miniopteridae. Gene Ontology annotation, molecular function: protein binding.
CUGGACUUGGUAACUUCGGAGUGUCCGCCGGUGUCACGUCCUGAACAUGAGCCUCCUCCUCUCCUUCCACCUGCUCGGGUUGCUUGUCGGUAGCGGGCAAGCUCUUCUUCAAGUGACAAUUUCACUUAGCAAAGUAGAGCUUAGUGUGGGUGAAUCUAAAUUCUUCACAUGUACAGCAAUUGGUGAGCCUGAGAGUAUAGACUGGUAUAAUCCUCAAGGAGAGAAGAUAAUUUCAACACAGAGGGUAAUGGUACAAAAGGAGGGUGUCAGGUCACGAUUAACCAUCUACAAUGCGAAUAUAGAAGAUGCAGGGAUAUAUCGUUGUCAAGCAACAGACGCCAAAGGACAGACGCAAGAAGCUACAGUUGUUUUGGAAAUUUACCAAAAGCUCACUUUCAGAGAAGUGGUAUCACCUCAAGAAUUCAGACAGGGAGAAGAUGCAGAAGUGGUCUGCCGAGUUAGCAGCUCCCCCGCACCUGUGGUCAGCUGGCUGUAUCACAACGAGGAGGUCACCGCGAUUUCCGACAAUCGGUUUGCUAUGUUAGCCAACAAUAAUCUGCAGAUUCUCAACAUCAAUAAAAGUGAUGAAGGAAUAUACAGAUGUGAAGGAAGAGUGGAGGCCAGGGGCGAAAUUGACUUUCGUGAUAUCAUUGUCAUUGUUAAUGUGCCGCCAGCAAUCAUAAUGCCUCAGAAAUCCUUUAAUGCCACAGCAGAGAGAGGAGAAGAGAUGACAUUGUCCUGCAGGGCCUCUGGCUCUCCUGAGCCCACCAUCUCCUGGUACAGGAAUGGCAAGUUCAUUGAAGAAAAUGAAAAGUACAUAUUGAAAGGAAGCAAUACAGAGCUCACUGUGAGGAACAUAAUCAAUAGUGAUGGGGGCCAUUAUGUCUGCAGGGCCACAAACAAGGCAGGAGAAGACGAGAGACAGGCAUUCCUCCAAGUCUUUGUGCAGCCUCACAUAACACAGCUGAACAAUGAGACCACGGCUGAGAGCGGCCAGGUCACGCUCACCUGUGAGGCCGAAGGGGAGCCUCUUCCCGAAGUCACCUGGAAAAGGGCCGCCGACGGAGUCACGUUUUCCGAGGGCGACAAGAGCCCGGACGGCCGUAUCGAAGUCAAAGGGCAGCAUGGAAGCUCAUCCCUGCACAUUAAAGACGUGAAGUUGUCAGAUUCGGGGAGAUACGACUGUGAAGCUGCGAGCAGAAUUGGAGGGCACCAAAAGAGCAUGUACCUUGACAUCGAAUAUGCUCCAAAGUUCAUAUCAAACCAAACAAUUUAUUACUCUUGGGAAGGAAAUCCGAUCAAUAUAAGCUGUGAUGUGAAAUCUAAUCCCCCAGCAUCAGUCCAUUGGAGAAGAGAGAAGUUAGUCUUGCCAGCUAAAAACACCACUCAUUUAAAGACAUAUAGUACAGGGAGAAAGGUGAUAUUAGAGAUCGCACCUACAUCUGAUCAUGACUUUGGACGCUAUAAUUGCACAGCCACUAACCGUAUAGGGACAAGAUUUCAAGAAUAUAUUCUCGCUCUGGCUGAUGUGCCAUCCAGUCCCUACGGGGUGAAGAUUAUAGAGCUGUCACAGACCACAGCCAAGAUUGCUUUCAACAAGCCGGAUUCCCAUGGAGGUGUGCCUAUCCAUCACUACCAAGUGGAUGUCAAGGAAGUGGCAUCAGAAACCUGGAAAAUAGUACGCUCCCAUGGAGUUCAAACAAUGGUUGUUUUGAGCAACCUGGAACCAAAUACAACUUAUGAAAUCAGGGUUGCAGCUGUGAAUGGAAAGGGGCAAGGAGACUACAGUAAAAUAGAAAUCUUCCAAACGUUACCAGUUCGUGAACCAAGUCCCCCCUCCAUACAUGGGCAGCCAAGCAGUGGGAAGAGCUUUAAACUCAGUAUCACCAAACAGGAUGAUGGAGGAGCCCCUAUCUUGGAAUACAUUGUGAAGUAUAGGAGCAAAGAUAAAGAAGACCAGUGGCUGGAGAAAAAGGUGCAGGGAAAUAAAGACCAUAUUAUUUUGGAGCAUCUACAGUGGACAAUGGGGUAUGAGGUUCAAAUUACAGCUGCCAACAGAUUAGGAUAUUCAGAACCAACGGUCUAUGAGUUCAGCAUGCCGCCAAAGCCCAACAUUAUUAAAGACACACUUUUUAAUGGUCUUGGGCUUGGAGCAGUUAUUGGCCUGGGAGUUGCUGCACUCUUGCUAAUCCUUGUGGUAACAGAUGUCAGCUGCUUCUUUAUUCGACAAUGUGGGUUAUUAAUGUGCAUCACCAGGAGAAUGUGUGGGAAGAAAAGUGGCUCCAGUGGCAAAAGUAAAGAACUGGAAGAAGGAAAAGCUGCAUACCUGAAAGAUGGAUCAAAAGAGCCAAUAGUAGAGAUGAGAACAGAGGAUGAAAGAAUCACUAAUCAUGAAGAUGGAAGCCCAGUAAAUGAGCCAAAUGAAACCACACCACUAACAGAACCUGAAAAAUUGCCUUUAAAAGAAGAGAAUGGGAAAGAAGUCCUAAAUCCAGAAAAUAUAGAAAUUAAGGUUUCUAAUGAUAUCCAAUCAAAAGACGACGACAGCAAAGCAUAACACCAAGAUUGCAGAGGCUUGAACAAUUCUACAAAGAGCAUUUGGAUUGCAGUGACCCUAUGACCAAAACUAUUCCAUUGACCUUAAUUUCUUGGGAAACUUCUAGCUUGGAAUAGCUUGUACACAUAUACAUAUGAUCAAAUACUCCUGCCCAUGGUCCAUUUCCUUUGUUGUUGUUGUUGUUGUUGUUAUUGUUGUUUAUUUUGUUAAGAAAUUCUAUAUAGAGACCUGACUGGCAACAACGCUUGGGUAUCAAUUUGACUCUACGAUUUGAUUCUAUGAUUGAAGAACUGCAAUGUAUUAGAUAGCUAAAGUGCUCUACUUCUUAAGAACUGUAUUUCAUACCACAACCUCUCCAACAAACAGGGAUUUAAACAAAACAAACAAAAAAACAAAACUUUGUGAGCUAAAUGUAUAAGAGAGCCCUGCAUGUUUUUAAUUCUCUCUUGAGCAAAUAGAAUAUUAAAGGGGAUUUCAGUUGAAGAUGAAAUCACGUAAUCAAGGUUACACUAUUUUAUCAGGAGAACUUCAGGGAACUCGGGCUUGAAGAAGCCAGCUGUCUUGAGCAGAUAUUAAAAAUGGAGAGAAACUUUGGAAAACUCUUUUUUAAGUUACAAUUACGUUGAUUUUUGGUAGACUGAAGUGCCAGAUCAAAAUUGUUACCCACUUGAAUGAAUAUUAGUUGUAUGUAAAAUUAGAUUAGAAAGAUUCCGUAAAUCUCUCUUUCUAUAUGCCAUAUUCACUCACAGUGGACUACACACACACACACACACAAAAAUAUGUAUUGCAAGUGAAAAUAAUAUUGACUUCUGCCCUCAGCUUCAAGUAAUAAAUUAAAUUGAAAUGGGAACAAUAUCAAUGCUGUCUUGAUAUAUUUAUAGAUUUGUGAUUAUCUUUUAUUUUUAAAUAAUUUUAUCAAAAAACAGAUCUUUAGCAUUUUAAUACUUUAAACCAUAUCUUCAGAUACAUUUUUUUGCCCAUUGCUUUAAAUAAUCUUUGUUUAAAAAUUCAUUUUUCAAGUGUUAUAGGUCAAUCGUAAAUGUAAUUGGCUAAUGGAGGUUUGGUUGAAUUAAGGAGAUGUUAACAUUUAAACAUGCAUGAAAGUGUCAAUGCUAAACAAUUGAAUUACUACCAUCUUUUUAUUCUGGAUGUUGUAGCUAGAAGUCAUUUUAAGAUUUUGAUCAACAACUUUGGUUGAAGAAGUCCCUUAACUGUUCAACACAACUUUCUAAUAUUACUCAUUAGGGCCUAUACCCAAAUACAAUACUUAUUAAUUUCCAAGCUAUGCAAGCUCCCAGAGGUAAAAGACUGAAACAUAAUUUUCAAUUAUAUAUAAAGUUAAAAAAAAGUAUUUAUAAUUAUAAGUAUACAUACCAUUGGGAGCAGGUUUUAGAUUAUUUAUCCUAGAGAGCCAAAGGUUUCUUUAGGCCCCAUCACAUUCAUAACCGUUAGUGUUCGAGGUGGUAUAACAGCCCAAAUAUUGAUUGUUUGGGGAAUGCCUUCCAAUAAAACUUUGGAGGGAUGUUCUAACAGGGCAGAGCGCCCUGCUUCAGGCUGUCUCCCUAUGAGAGAGCCUGAUGAAUAUGAAAUGCAAUGUGAAUGCCACUUAGGAACACUUUUAUAGACAGAGUGCUGGGAACUGUCAGCCGAGGAGAGACAGCUAACUAAUUUUACAAGAUCCUGGUUAUCAGUAAGACAGGAUCUGCCCAUCUGCACGUUCCGGCACUAACUCUCAUCUUUGCCAGAAUGUAGAGGUUCCGAUGCAGGAAUCUCUCCUUGCUGUUCUUUCUGGCAUAUUCCGAAGAAAAAGAAAAGACUUCCGUGCCUACCUAAGAAUUUUAGUAGGAAUUAUCCAACCGGUCUUUUUCAUGGAUUUGUUGCUGUUUAAAUUAUGAUUCGUCUCAUUAUCUGUUUGCUUUGCUUUACUGUUUUUUCACCCUUUCGUAUCAAUGUGCUAAAACUAGUCAAAAUACCUGUGCAAGGUAAGUGGAUUUAGUAACUGUCAAUGAAGCAAUAGCCAUGAAUGCUAAUUCUUCCCGGAUAGGGCUACCUGGUUUUAAACUAACGAUGGUGAAAGAAUUAGGAAAACUUAGAAAGCAACUUAGCAUGUUUACUAUUGUUAUAUUCGUGCUGUACUUCAAGAGCAGAGAAGUCAUAAUAAAGAACAAAUAUUUUUGUGUUUUUUCAGUUUAAAAGUUCUGUUUCUCUCCUUUCUUUGAGUUUUCCAUGUAAAGCAAUUUACUUAAAUAUUACUUUAAUAUAUAUUUGCUGUUGAAUUUCUUGCCACUAAUGUGGAGUAAAGAUCUGGAGUUAGCAGGUCAUCUGGAACUGAUUGUAGACAUUGUUUCAAGUGCACUGUUUCAAUCGUCAGAGUGGUCUUAUCUCUUGUCUUUGAAACGUAUGCCAUGCAGGAGCAAGGCAAUACUGUGAUAAACAUUUUUUUUUUCUUUUUUUUAAACAUUUUUAUGUAAUGCUCCAAAUUAUUCUAUUUGUAAAACUUUCCAUCUAAGGGAUGGAUUUUAGUAAAUUGUAAAAUAUGAACAGAACUGGAAUCAUGUUUCCUGUUUUUCAUUCUUACUCUAGACUAAACAUAUCCAUGUAACUAUAUAAAUGUUAUUUUUACUGUCUGAGAGUACUCUUAAGUGUUAGUAUCAAAUGUCAAAAGAGUUGACUGAGCAUAAGUAUGUUGAACAAUCUGAACCUGUGGUACUUUAAGCAAAGAAGCAAAGAUAUCACUAAAAAAUAUUGGUAUUUCUAGAUUAUGUGCAAUUAGGCAAUGACAAUCUAUAUUCAACAACAUAAGAGGAAACAAUAAUAUCAGCAUUUUAGAACAUAUUUUGUUUUUUAAAACUGGCACAAAUUAAUAUGUUAAUGUAUUUUACAAUAAUUUGCAAAGAAAUUUAAUUAAGAAUUGUAAUUUCUAAUGAUUUGUUACUUUUGUGUGUCGACAUAUUACCAUUCUAUUGAUACUAAUGUCUAACAUUAAUGUAAUGCUGUUCAAGUUUUCCUUUAUUUUUAAUAUUAAUACCUAUAGAAGCAUUUUUCAAAGGCUAUUUCAUCCAUGAACGUUUACAUGAAUCUUAGUCUUUGUAUUAAACAUGUAUAUAAAUAGAAGGAUUUUAUUAAUCAAAUUAUUUAUUUGAGUGCCAAUAAUUAAUUAUAAUUUUAUAUUCAUACCUUUAUUUUAUGCUUAUUUUAAAUAAUUAAAAUGUAUUUGUGCCUUUAGAUUAGCACGAGAGUCUGCUUUUUAAAAGAAAAAAUGCAACUGCAGUCUUCAUUGAAAUAUUUUGCUCCUGUCUGUGACAAUGAUACUGCCUUAGUUACACUCAGUGAACAAGCGCAGUUCAAACUACUGUUCCAUGAGUACAAAGUCUAAAUAUAACAAAUUAUACUGAGCAACUUAUUUCCACUUAUGACAAAACAAUUCUUGUAAUGCACACAAAAUAUACAUAAUUAGUUCUGUAUUGUUCUAAACAAUAAAUACAUUCUAGAUAUUGUCGAAAUUUAGUAUCACCAGUUGUAAAACAAAACAACAGAUGACUUUUUAAAAUAGGUUGAAUGAUUAUGGUGUCACUCCGGUUAACGUUAUUCCUGGUAUAUAUUUGAUUUGGGAGCACAAACCAUCCCUUAUUGUUAAGAUGAUCGAUGAUCAAAAUAUCUAAACCGAAGUUUUAAAAAGAAUAAUCUCCAUUUCUUAAUUUAAAAAAAAAUAGAAUAACGUAUUGCAAUUGAUUGUUAAAACGGCAAUGUUCUUUUUCAUGGAAAAUAAUGUAAACACUUAAUUUCGAUCCUUUAUGGAGGUCCGUCCAGAAUGCUUAUUGGACAAACUUAGGAGUAUGUGAAGCUAUAUUUUUUAUGAGAUUGUUUCCAUUAUUUACCUUUACAGAUAAAAUAUUUGCAUCCCAUUAACCCGUUGAAGCAUCAUUACAUUUUCUCUUACAUUGAAAUUGCAUACGGAUGUAUUAGCUUAUGCUAAAAUUAAACUGUGGGAAGUCACAGAAAUGAAGUCUUUCAAUCCUAAAAAAGUCUUUCAAGAAAGUAUUCAACUCUUGGGCUUAAUAAUGUUCUGAGAUGAAAUAAUUACAUGUGUAAAUGAGAGAGAUAAAAGGGCCCAUAUUUAGUAGUUGCUGAACAAAUAUAAUUUCCUUCCAGGUCCCUUCUCUCCUUUUUUAAAAAUUUCCCUAUGUAGAUGCAGCUAUUUUAUAACAUUAUAUGAGAGUACUAAUUGAUUAAUUAUUCUCCCUCAUAUACUUUUAUAUUAUAUAUAAUACUUAAUAUUUAUUUGAUAACACAUUUAAUCUUCUUAGAAAAAUAGUUCAUUAGUCACUAUAGAAUUUUAUCAAUGACCUUAAUACAUUAGUUGAUACCCUGUCUAUAAUUUUUUAAAAUAAUUUUUAGGAUUUAGGCCACAUGAUGUUCAUAAUUAUUAAUAUAAAAUUGCCCAUAUAAAUUUAAUAGCGCCUGUCUAAAAAAAUUUUUUUUUCUGAAAUGAAAACAUCUUUUGGCAUCUGGUUUUAGCUUUCCUUGGAAAAGAAUUAGCAAAACAAUGACUGUUGGAGUGUUUUAAAUCACAACCAGGCAUAUGAGAAUAGAGGAACAAAGAACUGAGUCCAGAAAGGCAGACUGAAAUCCUACAUUUUGAAUAGGUAAGGAUUUAGUGUGAGAAUAACUUGAGCAGGGACUGGGAACAUUGCUUAGAUGAAAAUUAAUACCACUUCUACUGAUGCAAAGGAGAAAACGAAGUGAAAUCCAAAGGAGCAAGUUACCAUUAGAACCUAUGAUUCAAUUUUGCAAAUAGGAUUUUUUUAGAGAACAACAUGCAUUAUAUAAAAUAAAUGGUACUGUUAAGAGCAAAUAUAUUUGUUUCAAUUCUUCAAGGAAUGUUCUUGGUUUUGCAUUUGCCUCUAAACUCUGUUAGGAAUACGUGAACUUCUUAGAAAUAAAAGUUUAAAAAAACUUUUUUUUAAUGGUAUGUGAAUUCUAUGCUGUGUUCAGUAUGCAUUAAAACAUAGUGUUAUUUUCUUUAACUUAUAUAUUCCAUUCGAAUUCUAUAUUCUUCAGUUAGUUAGCCACCACAAGUUUUUCUUAUUGUUUCAAUAGAGUAUGUCCCUAUGAAAUGCUGUAUAUAUAUGUCUAAACUGUAAAAAUUAUAAUGCAAAUGUUGAAGUUUUGUAUUUAUGAGAGACAUUGAAAGUAUGGCUUACAGUAAGUAUAUCAAAAUUGUCACUUCACCAUUUGUAUAUUAAUAGUAAAUAUACUUUUACUUUAAUAAAGUGUUGCAUUUUAUGUUUAUUUUGAAUAA